AGUCAAUCAAUGAAAAAAUCAAACGAUCAAUCAGUCAAUCAAACAAUUAUGAGAAAAGAAGACUGUGUGCACCUCACCUCACUGCAGGUAAAACCCCCUUAGGGGGACUCCCAUAUAAAAAGGACGGAGUUGCUCGUCGUACCUUUUAGGGUUAAAAAAGCGGAUUUGGUACCUCUUAGGGGGGUGCCGCCUCAAAAGGAGCUUCUGCAGAACCUUUUAGGCCAAUGAGCCAAAAAAAAUAAUAACAGGAGAUAGUGUGUUGGUACCUCUUAGGGAUAAAAACAAUUUCAGCGGGAGUCCCCCUCCCCUCCCCCCGGGGUAAAAAUCAGCUAUCUGCUUGGGUACCUCGCAUUUUAAAACAAAAUGGCGGACACUAAAACCCGCACGCAAAAAACACGUUAAAAUUAUUUUGCAAAAUUUGCGAAUUUAUUGAGUUCUAUUGAAACUAUGCUGACUGCAUUGAGUCACAUCCAGCUGCUACGUUAUGUUGGCCCAGCUGCUGUUGUGUUGGGGGUAGCACCUCAGUAUCUUUUGACCUGGGUCGCAUGGCGACUUGCCUCUUUGCCAUUGCCUCGUCGAGUUUUCCAGCGCGGAGAUGAGUUCAUGUACGACAUGUAUCAAUCACUCGUCUGCUUCUUCUUUGAGACGUGCACUGGAGCGGAGGUCAUCUUUUAUGGUGAUCAAAUUCCAUGGGACAAACAGGAAAAUGUGAUUGUAAUAUGUAAUCACCAAAGUUCAGUGGACUGGAUUGUCUCAGAUUUCCUGGCCAUCAGACAGGGCUCACUGGGAAGACUUAGAUACAUUCUGAAGAAUGGACUGAAAUAUUUACCACUGUAUGGCUUUUACUUUGCCCAGCAUGCUUGUAUAUAUGUAAAAAGAAGUGGAGCAAAAGAUAAACAGUAUAUUGCAAGGAAACUUGCAGAAAUGAAGGCUCAGCAGAUGCCUAUGUGGUUGGUCAUUUUUCCUGAGGGCACACGAUACAAUGUAAACAACACAGCAGUGAUUGAAAAAAGUCAAGAAUUUGCAUCUGAAAAAGGUCUCCCAGUCUUGUCGCACGUGCUCACCCCGAGAACAAAAGCCACUGAAGCCAGCUUUGAGGUUUUGUCUUCUGACUAUUUGGAUGCAGUCUAUGACCUUACCAUUGCCUACAGCAAUGUGAGUGAGAGUCCUGUGCCUCGUAAACCAGCCCCAAGUAUGACAGAUUUCCUUGUUUCUCGUGGUCAGCAAGUCCAUGUGUACUGCCGUAGGCACGCGGCACAUGAUAUUCCUAAGGAUAAUGAAGGAAGAAAAGAUUGGAUUCAUGAAACCUUUGUGCAAAAAGACAGAAUUCUAAACAAGUUCUAUAAUGACGGUGGUAAAAUGCCUGGUGUGCCACGGAAAAGGAGGUUACCGUGGUCUAGAACUUUCCCCUACUUUGUGUUUUGGAUGGCAGCAUUACUUCCCUUUCUUGCGACUAAAUGGGGACGAUCAGCUUACUGGAAAAUGUGGCUUGUGUCAAGUUUUGGAACAGUGUCCUACAUGUUGUUGUUGUUUGGGAAAGUACAAGGGUGAUGAAUGGAGAUGGAAGAUGCAUUGUUAACAGGCGGGAUGAUACCAGAUACCAGAUUGUGAAUGAUUGCUAAUUAGAAUUCCUGUAAAUGGGACUCAUUUUACCUGUAAUUUGGUUAAGCCAGGCUUAAACAGAUUGUCGAAGUGUCCUAUUUGGUGCAAGUUUGCUUUAAGUAAAAUUCUCAACCCUUCCAUCACACAUAGCAGCACAUCAUGCCUCUCACUCACUUCUAGUCUCUGAUCAUAGCCACGAGUGUGUCGCACUGCACCUCAACCAUUUUCCGACAAUUGUGACUGCACCAGAAUGAACGUGGCGGGAUUCAAGCCAGUCUCACUUGCCUUGUUUAGUUGAAAUUCAUCAUUCUGUGGUCUACAUGUAUAAUGCACCUCAACUUGGUGAAAACAUGUUCUGCUCCGAUUGCUAAGUCACUGUUUCUGCAGUUUUUGCAGCCAGUAGUUUAACCUUUACAUUGAAAAAAUGGGUACAAACACCAUUCAAUAAGGAAAUUCCAUUUUCUGGUCUGGGAUAAACACUGAACUUACACUAAAAUUAUUUUUAAUUGCUCCCCUGCCGUUCCAAUAAUGUAUCAGUAGGCAGCCCCCUGAUUGCACACUUAAUUGAUGCCGUUGCCAUCCUCCUCAUACCAACUAUAAGAGCAGACCCAUAUUAUCCCUUGGUGACCUUUACCAACUCGAGAGUGUUUAAUUACUAUGUUUUAUUCUACAAUGCAAGAAAGUAAUAUGUUCAAAAUGUCUUUUGUACACAACUUAACACAAACAUGUUUAGUACUAAACUACUAGCUGGCAGCUAAUAAUGAUAUUACUAAUUUACAAUGACUGAAACUGUUUAUAGACACCAAACUUGUUAACUUUAUGAAACUUACAGGUAUACUCACAAAAAAAAGAAAAAUACAACUUGUAUUAUGAAUGCCAAUAAGCAGUGGCCAAGGAAAACUAUUCCGUCCAUUUCGCACCAACAAAAUCACGCUGGGAAAUAUUUUCCUCCUUUGUAUGGAUUUAGUAUUGCACGUGAAAUGUUGCCAAAAGGGGUGCAAGACAUCUGUAGUACACAUGAAAAAAUAACAUAAAUAAGAAUAGGAACCCAGAAAAUAUAUUUGACAUCUCUGGUCAGUUUCCUCUGCACAAAAAAAAAAAAACAAUAUUUAAUGAAAUAGGGGUCUCCUUGCAGGGUCUCCAAGGAAGAGGCCUGAGAGUACUUCAAAAGGUGAAUACAGAUAACUGAUGUAAAUUAUUCUUAUGAAGUUGCUUUCCAGCACGAGAGUCAAGCCUGUAAAAUGGGCAAGCAAAGAGCAGGGUUUUUUGUCCACAAAUAGGUAAAGAGAAACAAUUAGGUUGCUCACUCAUCAUGCUUUGCACUAUGCUCAGCUAAGUUACCCUUUUUCCUCCAAUUUGUUAGUCAGACCCUCUGUGGUAAAUGUAGAAUAAAGCAAUGCAAGAUUAACCAUAAGAUCUCCAACGGGAACUUACUGUGCUUACUGGAUAAGUCUGAGCUCUUCAAAGGAAAUGACAAUUAUUAGAGAUUGUGCACUAAUUAAAAGGAUGUCCAGUUAUGUUA
This is a messenger RNA of Orbicella faveolata, 3124 nucleotides long. Its product is annotated as 1-acyl-sn-glycerol-3-phosphate acyltransferase epsilon-like. The record is from RefSeq and is a predicted model, not a curated record. Gene Ontology annotation, cellular component: endomembrane system; endoplasmic reticulum. Gene Ontology annotation, molecular function: acyltransferase activity. Gene Ontology annotation, biological process: phosphatidylinositol acyl-chain remodeling. NCBI's taxonomy places the organism in Eukaryota, Metazoa, Cnidaria, Anthozoa, Scleractinia, Merulinidae.